AGUAUGCUUAAUUCAAACAUUUUUAGCGUCUUGGCUGUCACAGAUUAUUUCAAUAUAUGUAGAGCAACAUUCUAAUUUACAGUCGUCUUAUCGCCACUUUCACGAACUUUUUUAUGAAAAAAAAUAUCGCAUCAUAUUCUCCUAUAUUUGUUCCUGAGAAUACGCAAAUUUCAUUCUAAGGUCGCUUUUAUCCAUCUUUAAAACUAGUGGAGUCGUCACGUAGUACUCCAGAUGAUGCAGUACGUACGGUUGUUCUUGCCCAAACCAAUUAAUAUUAUUAUUAUUAUUUAAAUACGCUGACAAUGUUCUUAUACAUUAUUGCAGAGUGUAGUAGGGUCGUAUGCACGUCUUGUACAUUCAACUAAAGAGUAAGUCUCUCAAUUUGAUAACAAACUAACUAAAUAGCAAAGCCGUGAACGAAGAUCCUCAGUGCGUGAACGCUGGAUCUCACAGGAGAUCUAAUCAGCCAAACUUGAAAAGUAAAACGGUGAUAAGUCAAAGAUGACACAACGUCGUAUAUUUAAAACAAUGUUUCGGCUGGCCAGACCAGCCUUCUUCAGGUUUGGAUGUCACUAAAUUAUCAAAAUGAAUUACAAUUUGAUGCAUUUGUAGAUGAGUGUGAGACUUAACACGUUUUAAACGGAAAUAAAAGGCAUUGAAGUAUACAAGAUACACUGAUCUUUGCCACACUGUUCGUUUCAAUGGUAUAAUUAGUUAGAACAAUUUAAAUUUUAAUAUUAUUAAUAAUACGUUUCUGUUAACGUCACAUUCUUAAAUUGUUGCCUAUCUUAAAAUUAUUAAAAAAAAAACAAAACAGAACAAAACAAAACAAAACAGUGCAUCGACGGCCGUCAAGAAUAUUGCACUUUUUUUCUCAAGGUGGCGAUCAGUUAAGAAUCAGAAUUUGUGUUUUUGUACCAGUUUUUAAUUUCUUGCAAAGCCGUAUCGCCUUUUGACCGUUACAAAUGAUAUUCAGUCAGACCGCGAGGUCGGCUGGGCUGUUAAAGAUCGAUCUUGCCUUUUCCCUUAAGGAAUUUAGCUACUGCUGCUCAAGGAAUGAACCUGUCUCUGCGAAGCAGGCACACUAUCACGCCUGAACUGACCAUGGAACGUCACUGAUUUGACUUUGACGUUCCUAAUAAAGUCCUGCCGUUAAACCGGCGAUACCUCGUUGACUUUAACUCCUCACGCUUCGGACUAUAGACCUUCGCAGAUUUGACUUUAAACUGUACGGUGAGAUCAUGGCUGAUGUAAGAACUGUUGUCGUUUUGAUGUUCAUACUGAUACUGUAAAUAUUCGAUGUUGAUUAUCCGUCACGUUCGCGUCACAGGUCCGCGUCCGGGCGGCACGCAGUGAUCACGAACUUAAGCGUCACGUGACUCGGCGUUCACUGUCUUUCAUUUUCUCCAUAAGGUCACAUAAAAUACUAAAGAGUUAAUAAAUAUUCCGAUAUUUCAGGCGAUGAUGCCUAGGUAGGAAUAGGAACGGUUCUUUCUUUUCUAAAUUUUUAAAAUGGUUCGGGAUGGGAGAUAGUGGAAGACAUGGAAACGACGUGAGAAAGUCGCCAGGCUUGAUUUUGAGUGCAGAAUUAGGAACAAGCUUUUCAAUGGUGCGAGAUGGAAGGGAGCGUUUACUGAAGGUGGAAGACAUGGAAGCGACGUGUGAGAGUCGCCAGGCUUGGAAAUCAUUGCCAGCGAAAAAGAUAUCGACAUGAUUUGUCCACAACGCAUCAAAAGUACUAGAAUUUUAACUAUGAUAUUUCUUGGUUUUAUAAUAUUUUACGCCAAUCUUUAUUUGCUUAAAAUAAAGUGUGUUACGACGAAGGGAGCACCAAAGACAAAAUUUAAGAGUAAAGGGCAAGAGAAGGACUCGAUCCCACUAAAGCCUAGGCACCGUGAGACGAUCGCUGUAGUGCAAGGAAAGAAUUUUGCCGCAACAGAAAAUCCGCCAAAGGACACAACUGCCAGUGACCUCGCUUUCAAAUCAAAACGUUUUGAGAAUAGGAAGACUUCGUGCGCUCGAAGAAUACGCGAAAUAGACGGCGGGAUAGUGCUGCUCAGAAACGUCACUAUACGUGCAGGGCUUAGCCACGCUAAGGUCCUUGAAAUGCACUUGAAGCGUCCAACAGAAAAAGAUGAAUACUUCAAGCUGGAGAAAGGCUUCUUCACCCUCUACUGUGACGGUGAUGUGAACGAAGCGAGGAAGAAAUUACAAACAGCAGAAGCUUAUUACGUGUUAUCCCAUUGGAUCAUCGCUUUUCAAUUUGCACAUCCAUCCCUUUCGCCUCAUCGUAGAUCGAAGCAGUCAUUUCAAACUGGCCAAUACCUUGCAAUUCAAAGGAUCGAAUUUGCCAGCGUUUACUGGACAAUCAUCGACCUGUUGGACAUUUUCAUCACGACACAACGCAUGGGAAUCGAACCAGAGAAGCUUAACAUAGUUCUAAUAGAUGCUCAUCCUGCUACUCCAUUGGACCCCUUCUGGAGCGUGUUGUUCCAGAGACUGAUAAAGCUUGGCACUGAUGAUAUCUUUAAAUACUCAAAUGACGUUAUGUUUGAAAACUUGGCUUGGAGAUAUCCCCGCGAUAAUUGCCCAUUACUGGACAAAAAUGUUAAAUCCCUUAAAUACAUUCAACCUUUCAGGUCGUUUGUGCUGAAGAGGUUUGGCAUUCCAUCGGAAGUGCGCAAGCGAAACUGCAGUCAAUCGCACAAACUCAAUGUUCUGGUCAGCUUCAGAAGGGAUUACCACAGCCACCCGAGAAAGUCACGUGGUACUGUAGACAGAAAAAUCGCGAAUGAGGAAGAAGUCGUAAAUGAAAUGCAGAGUAACUUUUCAUCAAAACUGAACAUAACCACUGCUCAGUUAGACUUGCUGCCAUUGAAACGUCAGUUGGAACUUGUUGCCUCAGCAGACAUUUUCUUCGGAAUGCACGGGGCUGCCCAUGCAUUCCCCAUUUUUAUGGCACCAGGCGGGGCAGUAAUUGAAAUGUUCAAUUUUCGUUCUGGUAAUUGGCACAUGGAGAAAAUAUCUUCGCUUUCCGGACAUUCCCACAUUAUUUGGACAAAUACAGAUGAAAAUGCGUAUAACACAAAAACAAAAUCCACCACGAUUCCUGCGGGAAUACCCACGAUGCUGUUAAAGGAGGCAAUUGAGAAAAUUUGUGAAUAACAACAUUGAAAGAAGUUUGAUUUUGAUCAAGUUUGAGUAAAUAUUUAUGAGAACAGAAAAAUAGAACUGAAAAAGAGAAAGAAACUUGAACUAAAGAAAUCAUGGCCAGAAACUGAAAAAAUAUUUGUUUAAAAACAGUAUGUAUUCAUUCAUACGAAACUUUUAUUUAUUAGUGUUGUCCGCAAAACACUGAAAUUUUUAUAGUAAGCAUUUUGCUUAAGUCCAUUACAAAGUAUUUUCGGAGUGGGUGGUGGUGGGGGAGCGUAGGGGCGUUAUUAUUUUCAAAGGAACAUGUGUAGUUUAAAGGAAGAUUGCUGAAAUGAUCUAAGAAUAGCCGGAUAUGAAACAAGCAAGUGCAAUUGUCGCUUAGUAAACCUCUUGAGCCCAUACAGAUAAGAAAAUAUAUAUGGGUUAUUGACCAAGCUUGAGGUCAAGAUGGCUGGGUGUUGGCCAAGUUCGUUUCUUGUGUGUUGAUGGACCGAGAUGGAUAUAAACAGGCAAAAAAA
Orbicella faveolata is the source of this 3671-nucleotide messenger RNA. Its product is annotated as EGF domain-specific O-linked N-acetylglucosamine transferase-like. The record is from RefSeq and is a predicted model, not a curated record. Lineage: Eukaryota; Metazoa; Cnidaria; Anthozoa; Scleractinia; Merulinidae. Gene Ontology annotation, molecular function: glycosyltransferase activity.